AUGAGAAAACAUGAGGUGAGGACGGGUAGCUAUCAAGUGUCAAAAGCAGAGUCUGAUAUCACCGCGAGGAAAUUGUGGGAUCGUUUUCUUAUCAUAUGGAGUGUUAUCUGUGGCGACGUCUCCCUCGGUCGGGUAUCUCCAGCGCAGAUAGGACGUGCGGCUAUCGACUAUGGCGUGGCUGUAUCUAAUGCAGCCGACAUCUGUGUAUAUGUACAUGUCAAUGCAUGUCAGAGCCAGUCGCUGUGCAUGUAUCUGUGCAUUGUCCGUGGUCCGAUAUGUGGUCUGUUCAUGGAUAGCCUUGCGCUGCCUUGGAAGUUGAAAAGCUCCUUGCCCUUGAUGCAGCUGUCUGGGCGCGUCCCCAACAAAGGGGGGGCGUGGCGGAUCGCCUCAACCGCGGGCGAACAGGAUCUUCACCGCGUGCUGGCCCGUGCGCCGAGGGGCCAGAACCCGGUGCCGACUCUCCGACGAGAUGGAUGGGCCAUGACGGGACUAGCGCGGUAA
Messenger RNA from Amorphotheca resinae ATCC 22711, 501 nucleotides. RefSeq lists its product as hypothetical. The coding region runs from base 1 to 501 and encodes 166 amino acids. The transcript has a single exon. The record is from RefSeq and is a predicted model, not a curated record. Lineage: Eukaryota; Fungi; Ascomycota; Leotiomycetes; Helotiales; Amorphothecaceae.